Molecule: messenger RNA, 537 nt
Organism: Papilio xuthus (Asian swallowtail)
Lineage: Eukaryota; Metazoa; Arthropoda; Insecta; Lepidoptera; Papilionidae
Exons: 4
Coding region: 54-512 (152 amino acids)
Source: RefSeq, a predicted model, not a curated record
CUUUCAUAUCAAGCAACAAGAAAUUCCACCAAUUUAUCUGAACUCCAAGCAUCAUGCAUCUACUAGCAUACAUCCUGUUUUUCGCCGCCACAUCCUGCUGCCUGGCUCACUACAGGGGAGGGUAUGAAAGCCACAGAAUGUUCGAGAGGGAUGAACUUCACGAAGACGUAGAUGGAGUCUUAGUUGAGUGCCCAGUUUGCGAGAGUAACGGUGUAUUGCCCACACACGAACAUUGCAACAUCAUCAGAGGAAACAAGAAAUACAAGAAAUGCGAAUUUGGUACAUAUAAGAACGAAGUCUGCGGCAACCGACGUGAUUGCUACAGGGGCCCUGCAGAACAGUGUACUGAAAAAAUGCAGGUGGAUGUCUAUGGUCAGAAAUGCGCUUACGGCUACUACUGCGACAACCUAUACAAUGUUUGCGUGGGAUUGGACUACAGCGUCGAGAGGCCUUUUGGAAUCUAUAACCACCUUUAUCAGUACCCGCUUCGUGACGAUAAGCUGAUUGUGUAAGAAGUUAAGAAGCAAAAGCUGUCAA